AUGUGUUAUAAGUGUUCAAGGCGUAGAAUCGAAUCUCAGAGCAGUAUGGAGUCUAGUAGUUUAAAAAGUAGCAAGGUUACCAAAGAUACCUCGCCUACUAAAUCCAAACCAACAGAAAAGGAUAAAACCAAAUCUAAGGAAAAAUCCUCAUCCAAAGACAAAGAUAAGUCUAAAACUAAGGAGAAACCUUCAAAAGAAAAGGAAAAGGAGGAGCCAAAAUUGAAAGAAAAAUCCCCGCCAAAGGACAAGUCGGUAAAAAGUAAGUCGAAAAUUGUGGAUUUGCCCUUACCAAAGCUGAAGAAACCUUCUGGAAAAGUUAAUAAUCAUGAUGAAGUUCCAAUUUCAGGCAUAAAAGGAGCUGCAAAGAAGAGUUGGUGGGAGAUGGACGGAUGUGUAGCAGAUGUGUAUGCCAAAGUGGUCGAUGCCCAAACCCCAAUUGAUUCCAAACCUGAACUGAAAGAAGACAAAUCCAGUAAGAAAACUGCAAGCAGUGUCCAAAGUUACAGUGAAAAUGGAACCUGUGAAAAUGGAACCUGUGAAAAUGGAAGCGGUGAAAGUGUAAGCAAGGUUAGUUCAUCUAGAGAACGUGAGAAAUCGAGCCCUGCUAAUGUUGAAAAAGAUGAAGAGAUCCAGAAAAGAGGUCGGACUCUUAGAGGAAUAAACACAAGAAAUCAAGAUUUAAACGAAACUACAGCAACCAACGUUUCCUACAGAACAGCAAAUUCAAACUUGAGUUCCAUUUCAAAUGAAGAGAAUUCUGAACCAGUUGCCAAACCUCCACCUUUCCAAUUUAAGGGUGCAGUUGUCAGAGGUGGAGCAUUGAACAUUUCAGGAUUUGGCUCAGGAUUUAAAGACGAUAAGCCUAUGCCAGAGAGUAUAUUCCAAAACCGAAAUAUUCCAAAUCGACAAAAUCAAGAGCAAGAUGAUUACGAGGAAGACUACGAAGCACCACAGAGAAGUAGUAAUCCUCCAAGAGGACCUGUAAGCAGGCCAUCCGCACCUAGAUUUGGCGCAAGAUGUGAAGAUAAUGAUGGCUUUCAGUCAAAUUCACUUCCCUCAAGACCAACAAACGUCCCAUCAGGAGGGCCUGUGGGAUCAGGCCCGGGUUUAUCACCAAGACCCAAGUUUACAAGACCUAUGCCACUUAAAAGAGGAGCUGGUGCAAUAUAUGCAAGACCCGCUGCUGUAAUAAAAACACCAGAAGAAAUAAUUAAAGCCCUGUUAGAGAAAAUAUCUAAUCUGGAGGAAAACAAGUACAAUGAACACACGAAGCUCCAGAAGGAGUUAAUCGAAGCGAUUUUAAAGAACCCACACGUUUUGGGAACUUUUGACUCUAAUCUGAUUGUAAAAACAGCUAGAAAAAUCUGUGAUGUCGCGGGAACAAACAGAACUAAUCUUUCCAGGAGUUCAUUGAUUUGUCUUGCUCAUAUGUUCGAACUAAUACCCCAAGCUUUGACCCCUUUAAUCACGGAGGCAAUAGGUUUGUGCGCCAAAAAAGGUGUAUCAAGUUCACCUGAACAUCUCAUUGUUGCCUCUAACUUUUGCCUGGCCAAAAUUUGUUUAUAUUCUAAUGAAUUCAAAGUUUCUCAACAGCUUGUCUCCGUUUAUCGAAAUAAUGUACCUAGUAUACUCAUGCUAUUAUACCCUAUCACUACCUCUAAUAUGUAUUUAUAUGUAUUGUUUAGUAAUAAAUCAUAUCAAAUAAUGGCAUUGAAUGCGUUGGUGGUUUUGAUGGACAGAUUGGGCCCGAAUAUCUUAAAGCUUAAAAAUUUGGAUGGAAUCGUUGACGUUUCAGUAAAGGGGAUAACAGGUGGCGGAGUUCCCACUAGGACUGCUGGGAGAAAUAUUCUUGGCAUGAUCAAAGAACAUGCCAAACUUGACCAUUAUCUAAACAUGUGUAAAGCUACUGAAAUUGCUAAAAAGACAGUACAAACUGCACUUCUCAAAUACGAUGAAGAUUCUAAAAUUUGCUUUGUAGAAGAGUAUUGUAAGGAAAUAACACUUUAA
Messenger RNA from Theileria parva strain Muguga, 2007 nucleotides. RefSeq lists its product as uncharacterized. The record is from RefSeq and is a predicted model, not a curated record. The coding region runs from base 1 to 2007 and encodes 668 amino acids. NCBI's taxonomy places the organism in Eukaryota, Apicomplexa, Aconoidasida, Piroplasmida, Theileriidae. The transcript has 3 exons.